ACGGCCGCAUCCUACCCACCCAUGACAGCCUUCCUGGCCACACCGGGCGAGGGCCCCCCCUCAGGCACCAUCCCCGGGUGGGCGUGCGAGGGGCCGGGGGCCGGCGGCAAGAACCGGCGCGUGUGCCACGCCGCGGCACGGCUGGAGAUGGGCAGCCUCUGGGAGGAGUUCAACCGCCUGGGCACCGAGAUGAUCGUCACCAAGGCGGGCAGGAGGAUGUUCCCCACCUUCCAGGUGAAGCUGUCGGGGCUGGACCCGUCGGCCGACUACGUCCUGCUGAUGGACUUUGUCCCGCUGGAUGACAAGAGAUACAGGUACGCCUUCCACAGCUCCUCCUGGCUGGUGGCCGGCCGUGCCGACCCAGCGGCCCCCGGCCGCGUCCACUUCCACCCCGACUCGCCCGCCAAGGGGGCCCAGUGGAUGCGGCAGAUCGUCUCCUUCGACAAGCUCAAGCUCACCAACAACCUCCUGGACGACAACGGCCACAUCAUCCUCAACUCCAUGCACCGCUACCAGCCCCGCUUCCACGUGGUGCUGGUGGACCCCCGGCGCGACAGCGAGCGCUUCGCCCACGAGAACUUCAAGUCCUUCAGCUUCCCCGAGACCCAGUUCAUGGCGGUGACGGCUUACCAGAACCACCGGAUCACCCAGCUGAAGAUCGCCAGCAACCCCUUCGCCAAGGGCUUUCGCGACGGCGAGCCCGAGCCGUGGUAAGGCGCUGGGUGCUGCCGUGACGCCGCGGUGAUGGGCUCCGCACCGCCUGCCCUCAGCCACCCUCCCCAUCUCUCUUGCAGGUGCGGGGGCACGCUGUCCCCCCCCCGGGCUGCUGCACAGCAGAAAGGUCGGGGGGCUGGGGGCCGCGCUGCCCCCCCGCUGCUCCCUCACGGCCGUGGGGCGCUGGCAGCUGUGCCCCCCCCCGGCUUCCCCGCGCCACCUUUCCAGCCCCUCGCAUACCCCCACGGUGUCUACGUGGGGGCCAAGCCCCGCGCCGGCCCCUACCCACUGCCCCCCCUGCGGCCAGCCGGCUUCAGCAGCGCCGCGACCGCCUUCGGCUACGGGCAGCAGUGAGGGGGGCACCCCCUGCACCCCCCCUUGGACCCUC
Messenger RNA from Oxyura jamaicensis (ruddy duck), 1102 nucleotides. Its product is annotated as T-box transcription factor TBX1-like. The record is from RefSeq and is a predicted model, not a curated record. Gene Ontology annotation, molecular function: DNA-binding transcription factor activity, RNA polymerase II-specific; RNA polymerase II cis-regulatory region sequence-specific DNA binding. Gene Ontology annotation, biological process: positive regulation of DNA-templated transcription; cell fate specification; regulation of transcription by RNA polymerase II. The transcript is spliced from 6 exons. The coding region runs from base 22 to 714 and encodes 230 amino acids. Lineage: Eukaryota; Metazoa; Chordata; Aves; Anseriformes; Anatidae. Gene Ontology annotation, cellular component: nucleus.